AUGACCUCUCUCUUCGGAAAGAAACACCGCUCGUCGGCCUCUGCGUCUUCGACUCAUGGAGCGAUAUCACCCAACGGACUGGUCGCCUCAGUUCCAUAUAAUCAGAUCACUUCUUCGGGCCCACCUCCAGUCGCCGGGCCAUCGACAAAAGGCAGCGGCGAUGUCACAGGACGGAUGAUCAGUCCACCCAACACCAAUCCCAUGUUGACCGAUCAAGGAACACCGAUGAACGUUAGUAGACGAGGUGAUGGUCUACCUCUGCCGUCGAAUAGGAGGGGAUCUAAUAGAGAUGAAUCGGAUAGGGAUAGAAGGUCUCACAUUACGGAUCCCGGAGGAGGAAGGAUGUCACCCGACUUGCCUGGUCAGUCAAAAAGGUCAACCGCAGAUGCCGCUGGAGGAGUGAGGUAUAACCAACCUGGUAUAGUCCUUGACGCCUCGUCAUCUACUGGUAUUCGAUAUCAACCACCUACCGUUGUCACUCAGAAUACGGCACGAUCCCCUACUCCCCAAGAACUCGGUGGCCCAGCUGCUAAACACCCUUAUGCAAUGAGUUAUGGUUUCCAAGAUCCGGAAACGGCUUCGAUACGUACAGUCUCAUCGAUCAACUCCCAGCGUCCUAAUCGAGAUGGACGAUAUCCUACCUUCGAUGGUCCUCCUCCUGCCAGAUCAAGUGUUUCAAGCCGACAUGCACACCCUUCAUCGAAUGGUCGUUCAACACCCACAGCAUCCACCUCAACCACCUCACUCGUUCAACCUCAUACACCGCGACAAGAUGACUUUCAUUUCCCUCGUCCCAAUGAUGCGAGGAUAGAGGAACUCUUCCAGCAAUUACUGGAGAGUAGAGAUCUGGAUACCUCUCAACCGAAAGGUGUACCUUCUAUAUCCUCAAGAAGCUCGAUAUCAUCCACCGUGUCUAAUAUCGCCAAAACCGCUUCCUCCAUACCUAUCGAAUCCAAAUGGCAGAUGGUCGAGGCUGACGCUCGAAAUCGACACGAGAAUGCAAGGGUGGCUCGACGCAAGGAGGAAGAACUGAAUCGGAUGAGUAUAGGAAAAAGAGUAGAUGCUAGAAGUUUGGAUAGAACGACUGCAGAAUGGUAUCUGACCAAGGCUUUAGAUGGGAAGUUGACGGUAGAUCAUCUCAAGGCUUUAGACAUUAGCUUGCGGACGGAAACUCUUGACUGGAUGGAUAAUUUUAUGGCUCAUCAAGGUCAAGUGGUGCUUGCGAAUUAUCUAAACGGUAUAACACAUCGCAAAGGGAGAGGUCCUGUAGAUGCAAAUUUAGAGUUGGAAUUACUGAAAUGUCUGAGAAGAUCUUUAGGCAAUAAAGUAAAUGCCUUUCAGAAACCUCAAGUGAUCAAUGCAAUCGUCUCCUCUCUCAUCUCCCCUCACAUCGUAUGCCGCAAGAUUGCAGGAGAGAUCCUCGUUUUCUUUUGUCAUUACAAUGCCGAUGCAAACCCUCGUCUCGGUCUACGUUUAGUCUUAUCAGGAUUCACUGCGUUGGAACAGCAGAUCAAUGCUAGUGUAGCUGAUCUCGCAUAUAAAGUCGGUCGGUUCGACGCUUGGCUGAGGCAGUUUGAAGCUACAAUCGAUGGAAGAGGAAGAAUGGGCAGUAUGGUUGGGCUGAGUAAAGAUCUCAGAGGAAUGGACGAUGGCUUCUUGAUGGAUUAUUGUGUCACUAUGCUCUGCCUGGUUCAAGGUGUAAUGUCCGGGAAAGAUAUCAAAUCAAGAUGUUCGGUACGAGCUCAGCUGGAAACCGCAGGCAUCCUCAACAUUUUCCACAAGAUCAAACAGUGGAAUGAUCCGGACACCAUGAAGUUGAUCAUAGAAUACGAAACCGAAGCCGAGAAUGACCGUCGUGACUUGAUUGAUGAAGAGGAUCGAGAAAUGCUUAAAUCGAUGAGAAGUCCUGAAGACGUCUUUCGUGCUCUGUUGCAAACCACCAAAGGAUCAAAAGCCAGUGCAUACCUUCUCAACGCACUUCGCCAUCUUCUACUUAUUAAGGGAGAGAAAGAGGAGAAGGUCCGAUAUUUCCAGCUUCUCGACAAGCUGAUCACCAGUAUUGUCAUGAGUGAUACGCCGGAUCUUAGUCAAGAUUUCUCUCGUGCUUUUGGAAUUUCAGUAUCUCAUCUUGUGGGGAAGUUUGUAGAACAAGAUCGCCUAGAUGAAGCCAUGGUAGAACUCAAAAGCAUGAAAGUAGCUCUCGCCAGACUUCAAGAGGAAAAGCGAAGCUUGCAAGAGGAAAUAUCUGCCGGUGAUGAAGGGUUAGUAGGCAAACUGAAAGCCCAGGUCAUCGAUCUGGAAGAGAAGUUGAGAAGAUCCAGAGCCGCUACGGAAACGGUCACUGAUCAGAUGGAAGGGAUGAAGCGGGAUUACGAGCAGCGUAUAGCCGAUUUAGAACUAUAUAUUCAAGAACUGUUCAACAUGCUUCGUGAAACCAAUCAUCUCGAGCAAGUGCAGGAGAUGACCCAUGGGCCUAUCGAUAGGAGGAAAUUGAUUCAUGAUCUUCGUGAACAGUGGGAAAGGAAGAAGACUAUUCGUAAACUGGAAGGAAAGAAUCGACGGAAAACGGCGAGACCAGGGUCCACGAUAUUGGAGGAUGAAUCAGAAGAAGAUGUUGAAGAUGAAGAUGGUGAAGUGAUGGAAGCGGAAAAAGUUGCUUUAGGAGGUCAAGCCAAGGGAGAGGUGAAGAACGCACAUAGAGAGUCUCAUCGAGACAGGAAGGCGAUGUCCGGUUCGCAAUUUAUGGAUGCCGAGGAGGAAAGGGUCAGAGCCCAUAUCGAGAACUCAUUAGCCAAAGGAGCGGACUCAGUGUCGCCCAUACGUCCCCAAGGUGCAUCAUCAUCUCGUACUGGUCGAACGCGCGACGAUCUCACCCCUACUCGAAGAGCGUUCGACAUCAAUGCUCCUCCUGUUGGCGAGAAGUCGAUAUAUCGUCAAUCAAAGAAGCCAGGUCUUCCCCCUCGUUUCCUGGAAGAGAUACGAUUCAAGGCUCUUUCUCGAAGUUCCUCGGCUCCUGCUGGCUUAGUCAGCGAUGACGAUGUCGAGGGUGGAGAUUACAGAGAUAGUCAGUUCACACAACGUACCGACGGUACUGGCUACACAUCUGUCAUGUCAUACGAGAUACGUACACCUAGCAGUCGAGACAGCUUCAGGGUGCAGGUCCUCAGUCGAGCCAAAUCGAUCCGUCAUGGUUUGAUCUCGGACGAUAUCUUGCCGGAAGAUGCUGGGAAUUUGUCCACCGUGCAAGAAGGCGAAGAGAGUAGAGGCAGUGUCGGUUACGAUACUGAAGAUGGCGCAGGCGAAUUGGAGAAGCCAUCUUCAUCUGUAGCCCAUUCUCCCCCUCCUCCCCCACCCCCACCUCCUCCCCCUCCACCGCCGCCUCCCCUACCGAUGUUCGGCACCCCAGCAAGUACUUCUACCAGUUCUUUCUCUUCACCUCCGCCGCCUCCCCCACCGCCUCCGCCUCCGCCGCCUCCUGGAGCCUUUGCCGGACCAGGUGCACAAUUACCUGGAAUCUGGUUCUCCUACCCUCCUCCACCACCACCGCCCCCUAUCUCACCUCAGAACUCUUUGCCGACCGUCGCUCGGGCCCCUCUUGGAUCGAUCAGCUCACUCCUUCACGGUUCAAAUGACUCUCGUAAAGACAUUGGUGUGAUUGCUAGUAAGAAGAUGAAGCAACUCCAAUGGGAAAAGGUCUCCAAGAAUCAAUUGUCGAAAACUGUAUGGGGUCAAGCCGAUGAGGUGGAAAGUGAGUUGGUGGAUAAGAUGAAGGCUGUGAAUCUAUGGGAUGAGAUGGAAGACGAGUUCAAAGCAAAGGAAAUCAUCUAUGAUGCCGUCAAAAAACGUAAAGAAACGGAGUUGCAGAGUGUUCUCGCGCCCGAUCAUCGUAAAAGAAUUGAAAUUCUCAUGGCUGGUUCGACUGCGAAAAGCUUCAAAGACCCCGAGAGACUUUCGGAAGCUAUCGCCAAUUUCAGCAGCGAGCUUUGUACGGAAACAUUCUUACACGAGCUUCAAGGUGUUUUACCGAAUGACGAUGACCGAGGUAAACUUCUCACUCAUUCCGCUGAUACCGAAGCGGAAUUGGAGCUGCUUCAUCCUGCUGACCGACUAAUGGUCCGCCUGAUUCAACUCCCUCACCUGAACGACAGAGUCAAAGGAAUGUUAUUCGAGGUUCGCUUUGCCCAGAACAUGGACUUGCUGGAGCAGAGUCUCUCCAUUCUCAAAAGCGCUUGUCAUGAUCUCCGUCAUGCCGAACGGUUCCAAAAACUGCUCAACGUGAUCCUCACAAUGGGGAAUUACCUCAAUGGUACCAACUUUGCCGGUGGGGCUUUCGGAUUCAAGAUUGCUAGUAUCAACAGACUUGUCGACACCAAAUCCAGCGGUGGUGGAAACUUACUGCAUUUCCUUGAGAAAACGGUCUCUCAGCAUUUCCCUCAUCUCGAUGGGUUCUUGGACGAACUGGCAAAACCAGCUGAAGCGUCUCGAGUCAAUUAUGCCGAUAUGCAAGCUACGUCGAAACACAUGCUCGAUGAGAUCCGAAAGAUCCGAGACUCUCUACGAAACAACUUCGAAGAAGGCGUGGAUGGGUAUACCAAGAAGAUGUUCCGUUUCUCUGCUGUUGCUGAAGAACGACUCCAGGAUCUUAGGGAUGGUAUAAUCGGAGCUGAUAAGGAGCUGCGAGAGGUCGAGACCUAUUAUGGUGAAGGCGAAGAGAUGGGUAGACCCCUACAGAGUCAAGAUUUCUUUGGAAUAUUCAGAACAUUCACCUCAUCUUAUAGAUUCUGUCGAUCCCAAAACAGAGCUAGAGCCGAAGAAGCCGCUGCUCGAGAACGUCGGGCUGCUGCGAAAGCUGCUCUGACCCCUCAAACUACCGGCAUGUCUACUGCUUCGCGCGACCUCAUCGACGGUACGAUGCAACGUCUCAAGGUCGAAGGUACACCCCGAGUUAAGCGUGAACGACGUGCUCAUCUACCUCCGCCAAGUCCUCUACCUCAAACCACCGAUUUCUCCGAUUUCAUGAUUCCGCUCUCAGCGGGUGAUACCGAAACUCUCGAUUUCGGUUCUCUAGCUCAGCGGAUGAUGUUGGAUGAGAAUUUCUUCCCUGGAUUGUCUUCUGGAGGAGGGUUCGGUGAACCGAUCGAUACUGGCCUUCUCAGUCCACAACCAACCGGAGAAGAACCGCUUUCACCUGAAUCACCCAGUCCGAAUCCGCUCACGAUCGCUGAACAGGAGGGAAAAGCACUCUUGCCUUCGCCAAGCGAAAUGGGACGUCACAGUCCGAUACCACUAUCAAAAGUUUCAGAGCAAGAAGAAGACGAGGGACGAUUUGAAGAUUGA
Kwoniella botswanensis is the source of this 5337-nucleotide messenger RNA. RefSeq lists its product as uncharacterized. The transcript has 13 exons. Bases 1 to 5337 code for a protein of 1778 amino acids. Gene Ontology annotation, biological process: mitotic actomyosin contractile ring assembly; actin filament bundle assembly; barbed-end actin filament capping. Gene Ontology annotation, cellular component: cell division site; mating projection tip. The record is from RefSeq and is a predicted model, not a curated record. Gene Ontology annotation, molecular function: actin binding; small GTPase binding. NCBI's taxonomy places the organism in Eukaryota, Fungi, Basidiomycota, Tremellomycetes, Tremellales, Cryptococcaceae.